Messenger RNA from Cannabis sativa, 1297 nucleotides. RefSeq names its product remorin 1.4. Bases 258 to 1115 code for a protein of 285 amino acids. Lineage: Eukaryota; Viridiplantae; Streptophyta; Magnoliopsida; Rosales; Cannabaceae. The record is from RefSeq and is a predicted model, not a curated record. The transcript has 6 exons.
ACUUGUUUUCUGGGCUAUGUGCUGAAAAGAGAAAAAAGAAAUCCUUUGCUUCUAUACGUAACAGUGUCCAAAGCAUUUUACUUUGCUUCUACCUCUGCCCUGUUCACAAUCCCAAACCAAUGAUAACAACAUCAAGUCAUCAACAGUCCACACUUCUACUUUUCCUCAGAACCAAACACUACUUUCUUUUCUCUGGAGAAAGAGCAGAAAAGUCCUAGACAAAACUCUUCAGCAAAGGCUAUUUUUGUUUUUGGGUAAUGGACAAUUUACUACUUAAGCAAAAGAGAGUGAAAAUUUCAGGUCCUGGACCAGAAAAGCAGGAACAGUCUAAGGGUAUAAAAAGAGAACCUCCAUCAUUUCAACUAUCUAGGUCUCCUAAAGAAGAUAAAGAAUUGCCACGAAGGCCAUCGGAGAGGCAGUACUUUUCGAGCAAGAUGAAGGAUAACAGUGAAAGAGACAUAGAUUAUGCUACUGCAGUUGCAGCUGCUGCCUUUGCUGUUCACUCAAUUGAUCAAGUUGAAUCCCAACACCAAAGAAGGAAGAAGGAAUCUCUUGAUACCUCAAGGACCGGGAAAAAUAACGGCAGGAAUAGUGAGAUCACAGCUGAAAUGCCAAGUUCUAGUAAAGCAACCAAGCUAUUAUCAAACAAGGAAGCUAAAAGUGCUGGUGAAGCUUCAAGGAAAAGGUCAGUUAGCCUCGACAACAAGGUGUCUCAGAGGGUUUCACCGGGCACACCAUCAAGCCACACACAGAAAGGAGUGUCACUGGGUAUCAAAGGCAUGGAAAGGAAGCCAGACUCUUGGGAGAUAGCUCAGAUGAGAAGAGUUCAAGAAAGGUAUGAGAAGACAAAACAUGCCAUUCUUUCUUGGGAAAAUGAGAGAAAGAUGCAAGCCAAGGCUAAGAUGGAAAAGAGAAAGAUUUUAUUGGAGCAGAAAAGAGCACAAACGAUACAGCAUUACCAGAACAAGAUAGCAAGGAUAGAAAAGAUAGCUGGAGGAGCAAGGGCACAAUUGGAAGAGAAAAGGAAAAAUGAAGAGCUUUCAGUGAAAGAAAAGGCAAGGAAGAUAAAAUCAGGAGGCAAAGUUCCUGUGAGAUAUUUCUGCUUCACUUGUUGAUAAUACAAAAGAUGAAGUCGCAACUAAUUUAACUGUUUCCUAACCAGAACAUGUAUAUUUAUCUAUGCUUUAACUUAUGCUUCAUCUUUAACAUGUUAAUAUUUACUCAAGAUGGAACACUUGUAUCAAAUAAACACAUAUAAAUACAUACAUAUAAUACAAUAACAAAACAUUUGUGACAA